This is a messenger RNA of Melanotaenia boesemani (Boeseman's rainbowfish), 3307 nucleotides long. RefSeq names its product protein tyrosine phosphatase non-receptor type 9a (gene ptpn9a). NCBI's taxonomy places the organism in Eukaryota, Metazoa, Chordata, Actinopteri, Atheriniformes, Melanotaeniidae. The coding region runs from base 549 to 2261 and encodes 570 amino acids. The transcript is spliced from 13 exons. Gene Ontology annotation, biological process: protein dephosphorylation. Gene Ontology annotation, molecular function: protein tyrosine phosphatase activity. The record is from RefSeq and is a predicted model, not a curated record.
CUGUGUGUGUAUAUAUGUGUGUGUGUGUCACUCUCCCGCAGCGUAAAAGGCGACGUUCAGAGCUAAAACCUUUCGAUUCAUGGCAUGGAGGAGUCGGCUAACUGCUGCAGCCCUCUCAUCUGUGACACGUUAGGUGGAUGAGGAGGAUACCAUGUUCUGAUCCCCGUUAUUAUCGAGCUGAAACAAACCUUCGUCAGGCAACUCGACUACUGUCCUCUCUUCUCUCCUUUUUUUUUUCUUCCCUGCCUUAUUUUCCUUCUCGGUUAAAUCUGGCGCAUCACCGUUUUCAAUCAACUUUGGAUAGCAGAUUUAUGCCGUUUAGCCUGCGUGAAUCGCAGCAACAGAUUAUCAAGGAAAAGAAAUACUGAGCUCUCUGCGGGGUUUUAGAUGCUUCCAACUUUGAGGAGGAGGAACAACCCCUAAACCUCUCAUUAAAAAAAAGAUUAAAAAAAAAACACGAGGGACGAAUACAAAGUCAUCUCUGUCAUCUCCCACUUCAUGAGAAGGAGAGGUUUCGGGGAAAGGUGAUCAGAGAGUUGACGGGAAUCAUGGCAGCUACUUUAUCGGCGGAGGAGGAACAGGCAACCAGGCAGUUUCUGGAGGAAAUCAACAAGUGGACCAGUCAGCAUGGAGUGUCGCCGCUGUCCAGGGAAUUGGCUGUCAAGUUCCUCAUGGCUCGCAAGUUUGACGUCCUCCGUGCCAUUGAGUUGUUCCACAGUUACAGGGAAACACGUCUAAAAGAAGGAAUUGUCAGACUCCAGCCUCAGGAGGAACCCCUGCGCUCAGAGCUGCUCAGUGGCAAGUUCACAGUGUUGAGUGCACGAGACCCUUCAGGAGCCUCCAUUGCCUUGUACACUGCCAAACUUCAUCACCCCAACAAGACUGGAAACCACGUGGUGCUUCAAGCUCUCUUCUACCUCCUUGAUCGAGCAGUGGAAAGCUUUGAAACCCAGAGGAAUGGCUUGGUGUUCAUCUACGACAUGGCAGGCUCCAACUACACAAACUUUGAGCUGGACCUGAGCAAAAAGAUCCUCAACUUGCUCAAGGGGGCGUUCCCUGCCAGACUGAAGAAGGUGCUGAUUGUUGGGGCUCCUGUUUGGUUUCGAGUGCCCUAUAAUCUGCUCAGCCUGCUUCUCAAGGAGAAACUACGGGAAAGGGUUCAGAUGGUGAAGAUGUCCGAGCUGCGUCAGCACCUCCCCAGAGAUUGUCUCCCCCAGCACCUGGGUGGCCUGCUGCCCCUGGAUGCGUACAGCUGGAACCAGCAGCUACUGGUGGGCCAAAAUGGCAGAGUGGACCCCGUUGAUGAGCUGGUGGGAAUCCCGGUGGAAGAUUCCUCCAUUCAUGUCCCUGGGCCAGAGUCCAUGCGGCCCCAGGAGCUCCUGGUGCAUCUCGGCAGGCUGCAGCGCUCCGGCAUCCAUCAGGAAUACGAGGAGCUGCGCAAAGACACGCUGCCUGGAACUUUCCACUGUGCACAAACAGCCUACAAUCAGGAGAAGAAUCGCUAUGGAGAUGUGUUGUGCCUUGAUCAAACCAGAGUUCGUUUGAAACCCAGAAGAAAUGAGAGAUCUGACUACAUCAAUGCAAGCUUCAUGGACGGCUACAAACAGAAGAAUGCAUACAUUGGUACUCAAGGUCCGAUGGAAAGGACAUAUGGUGAUUUUUGGAGAAUGGUUUGGGAGCAAAACGUCCUUGUUAUCGUCAUGACAACCAGGACAGACGAAGGCAGUCGGAGGAAGUGCGGACAGUACUGGCCCCUGGAGGAAGGUGGACAGGAGGUCUAUGGCCAUAUAGCUGUGGUGAACCAGAGAGUGGACCACCACAGCCACUAUAAUCACACCACCCUGGAGCUGCACAACACUGAGACAUGUGAACAAAGACAUGUCAGUCAUUUCCAGUACCUGAGCUGGCCUGACUACGGGGUCCCCACCUCGGCAGUGACCCUCAUCGACUUCCUGGGAGCUGUGAAGAGACAACAGAGAAAAAUGGUGAAGGCUUUGGGCCUUCAGUGGACGGGCCACCCACUAGGACCUCCAAUGGUAGUCCACUGCAGCGCAGGGAUUGGAAGAACAGGUACCUUCUGUGCCCUGGACAUCUGUCUGUCCCAGCUCCAAGAUGUCGGCUCGCUUAACGUGUGUCAAACGGUGAGACGCAUGAGGACACAGAGGGCCUUCAGCAUUCAAACCCCAGACCAGUACUACUUCUGCUACAAUGCUAUUUUGGAACACGCCCAAAGGCAGGGCCUGCUCCCAUCCAAUCAGUGAGCUUCAGUCCUGAUGUCCCCCUCCUCCCCACUCUCCCCCAAUUCCACAAGCCCUGCCAUCUCUGCAGUCAGUCUGUAAACCCCAGAGCCACGUUGUCUGACCAAGACUGAGUGUUGAGACAAGGCCAUUCCUAAUUGGCAGACCAGGACAAAGCAGUGACUAUAACAAUGCUUUGAUUGUCGACACGGUGUUUUUAAUGUGAUAUUGUGGCCACCAACAAUGUGACGUCUUUGUUUUUUGCUGAACAUAUCUCUGGAGAAACACAGUUAAGUGACCAAACUGCUCAAGUGAUGUGUGGCCGGGCACAUUGUGUUACCUGAGGUGAUGUUAAUCUUUUUAAUUUAUUCAUUUGUCAGUGAUGGGACCUUAAACAGGAUAUGUCACCGUGCUAUAUGUUGUAACAGCUAACAUGAAUGUUAUCAUCAUAGCCCAAAAAAGAAAAAAAAAAAAGCUGUACUGUUUCCUGUAGCUGCUGCUGUAGAGUAAUCGAGUAUUUCACGGCCAAAUAAACGCCACCUAGUCUUAAUUACUUCCUGUGCAAGAGCUGAGCUGGAACUGUGGUGGUUAACCUCAUGUUUCAUGGACAAAUAAUAUAAAUAUUUAAUGGAGUUUUGGGGUGAAAUAUUCCUUUAAAGUCAUGGCACAACUAUAAUAAGGCCAUUUUUGCCCUCUAGUGUGUGCUGAACGCAAGUAUUCAGUGGAAUUUAAGCUCCAUACUGAACCAAGAAGUAUUCAGCCAAGAAGUUAUUUUCCUUGGAUUUUUUUUUUUAACAUUCUUUUCUGCCAUAGCAAACAGCAGCAAGAAAGUAAUCACAUCCAAAAUAAUUUGCCUGACAACACACUGCUGUUGAUGUGAGUUCAAACCCAAAGCCUUUUCUCUUGCCUAAACAUUAAAAAGCCUUUUGCAGCCUUAGCUGUGCAGUAAUGUAUUGCAAAGCCACACACACAUUUAUUAAAGGCAGCAUCUGUGUAAGUCAGCAGUUAAGACCUCGUGAUUAGUGCAAUACUUUUUUUUUUCCUUUUAAAUAAACAUAAAUCACAUCUGA